AUCGGUUCGGAUUCUAUCUCCCACGACGAACUCUUGAAUCCCGUCCGCAAUGUUGUUGCGAUGAACGUGGUGGGCAUUUGGGAGUUUCAGGACCAGGAUUGGAUUUAGUUGAUAGGGGUUUUUUGGGAUCCCAAGUCGCUCUUCGAUAGCUCGUGAGUUGGUUGUCUUAACUCGAAUUGUUCGACUUCACUUUGAGUUCAAGCACCAGGCUCAACCUUCAAGAGUUGCUAAGAACUUCUGCGCCCAAUCCGUCGGCUCUGUUUGUGUUUUGGACGAUAGCGUGAUUCAGUUACAUAUAUCUUAAGUCUAUUAAGUUCAUGCCUUGUGAUUUGAAGUGUUGAUGCAAGAUUUUGUCUUGAAAAUCAAGCGCUUUAGGUUGAAGCCUUUGAACGUUAGAUAAAUCUAAAACUUCAUCGUCGUACUUUGUUCAAGAACAAGAUAAUACAUCAAUAAAGUCGGAGGAGUAACUGCGGAAUUCUGUAAACAAGUGACAAGCGUUAUCCAACCUCAUGAACAUAAUAGCAGUUGUCUUUGCUAUCACCACUAUCAUCUAAGCAUCCAACCAUAACGAUCCCGAAAAGAACAACAGCUUCAACAACCAUUGUUUCAAGUCUCUCAUCUGAAAAUGUCCCGUCUGAAACCGGACACAUCUUCGUUCAUGCAACAUUUGCACAAAACCCUUGUGUUGAUAUUUUGCUGCAAUGCUCUAUUCUUGUGGUCAGAAUGCGCAGGAUUUGACGGGGAUGGAGGGAUUUUUCACAACCAGUUUGCCCUAUUCAUUCCUAAAGGCGAAGAGACUGCCAAUCUACUUGCAUCCAAACAUGGGUUUGUGAACCUCGGGCAGAUUGGCACUCUCGACAACUAUUUCCUCUUUGAACACGCGCGUUUGCGCAAGCGCAGCUCAAUUCCAUCACGAACUCACUCGGUUCUUCUCACCGAGGAGCCGGAAGUCGAAUGGUUUGCUCAACAGCAGGAGACGAGGCGAGUCAAGCGCGAUGGUCAAAUCUUGGAUGCUAACUCAAUUAGGGAACAUAGCGGUAAUGUCAGGCUCGCCAAACGACCCUUGUGGGACGACAUCUUUGAGGAGAACGAGGAGGAGCAACCCGCGAAGCAGGUGUUUAAACGACAGAACACCUUUCCAUUCACUCGCUCGUCGAGCUCCCUACCCACCGAUCCGAUGUAUGGGCAACAGUGGCAUCUUAAUCAUGGGGCCAAUGGAGGAUAUGAUAUGAAUGUAGCACCAGCCUGGGCUAAUGGAUACACUGGCAAGGGCGUAGUCGUGACCAUUCUGGACGAUGGAAUUCAGACUAAUCAUCCUGAUCUCAUUCAAAAUUAUGACCCGUUAGCUUCCACUGAUAUUAACGGGAAUGACCACGAUCCCAUGCCUCAAGAUAACGGAGACAACAAGCAUGGCACCCGAUGUGCAGGGGAAGUGGCAGCAUCCGCGGAUAAUGGCUUUUGUGGGGUGGGAAUUGCUCACAGUGCCAGCAUUGGUGGAGUUCGAAUGCUCGAUGGUGUGGUUAAUGAUGCGGUGGAAGCUCGGGCAUUAAGUCUCAAUCCAAAUCAUGUCGACAUCUACUCAGCUUCAUGGGGCCCAGAGGAUGACGGCAAGACCGUUGAUGGGCCCGGGCCCUUGGCCAAGAGAGCCUUUCUAAAUGGAGUGGUGCGAGGCCGUCAUGGCAAGGGUUCCAUUUUUGUGUGGGCGUCUGGUAAUGGAGGCAGACACUUGGACAAUUGCAAUUGCGAUGGCUACACCAACUCUAUCUUCACACUCUCGAUCAGUUCGGCCACCCAAGGAGGUUAUCGACCUUGGUAUCUAGAGGAAUGCUCGUCAACUCUAGCAACUACUUACAGCUCAGGUACACCGGGCCAAGAUGGAAGCAUUACCACAGUCGAUCAAGAUGCCAGACUUAGAUCCGAUCACAUAUGCACAGAUUCCCAUACCGGGACUAGUGCUAGUGCACCCAUUGCCGCAGGCGUCGCUGCUCUUGCCCUGGAAGCCAAUCCAAAUCUCACUUGGCGCGAUAUGCAAUACCUUGUGGUCAUGUCGUCACGACAUGAGCCUUUAACCCAAGAAUCGGGUUGGUUUACCAACGGGGCGGGCCGUAAGUUCUCCCACAAGUUUGGAUAUGGUUUGAUGGACGCGGGGAAGAUGACGGAUUUGGCCCGAUCCUGGAAGUCUUUGCCGCAACAACACAUCUGUCAGAGUGGUGUCAUGGUGGCUGACAUGUCCAUCCCGGAUAGCAUCGGUACUCCGGCCACCGUGUCGACAAGAUCCGAUGCCUGUGGAGGCUCAAUCAACUCCGUACAGUUUCUUGAGCAUGUGCAAUGCAAAAUUUCGCUUCGUUUCUACCCAAGGGGCAAUGUGAUGAUUGUUCUGACCUCACCGUCAGGCACAAGGUCGACCCUUUUGUUCCCACGACCUCGCGACUCGUUCGCCACAACCUUCGAAGAGUGGCCGUUCCUUUCGGUUCACUUUUGGGGUGAGAACCCCACCGGAGUGUGGAAACUCGAAGUGAUGAAUAUGGGUCAAGAAACGCCCACUAAGGUGAAUCGAGGGAUUCUGCGCAAGUGGCAACUCAUCUUCUAUGGCACCCAAGACAAUCCAGUUCGUGUGCCCAGAAACGUGGGCAAUACUCGCACAGGAAAGCAGUCCACCCUCUUCAACAUUCCGGCCAGUUUCUCGUUUCAGCCCUCGAAGCCGGCGUUUUCCUUCCCCAACUUUUUCAGUUCGUUCAGACGUCUCAAGCGUGACGAUUCGUCUUUAACGAGUUUUGCAACGCCAGAGGACGACGAGAAAGAAAAUAAUGCGGAAGAAAUUUCCUCCAGUCGGACAGAGACGAAGGCUACAAGGCUAGAAGAUGUCUAUUUGCAAUGAUGAGACCGAUGAAUGGUCUCCGACUAAUUCAAGUGUUCAUUCAGAUUUCAGACUGCUCAAAUCUAGGCAUUAAAUCCUUGAUUAUAUCAAAAACCACGAACUGUGAACGUACAAAGUGCCAUUCCAGAAUUCCGGAAUUCCAGCAUUCCCUCUCAUCCGUUUGAAGUGAAGCCUCUUUUGGCAAUGGACAUGUUCUCAUUGAAUAUUAGUGCACAAAUAUAUUCAUUCUAAUUAUUUAAAACCACCUUCCCCAGCUCCAGACUGAUCAACGGGCAUUCCAUUAUAUAAUUAUCUAUGUAUUCUAGAAACCUAUCAUUCUUGAAUAAACUAGGAAUCAUCCUUA
Molecule: messenger RNA, 3221 nt
Organism: Tigriopus californicus
Lineage: Eukaryota; Metazoa; Arthropoda; Copepoda; Harpacticoida; Harpacticidae
Product: furin-like protease 2
Exons: 1
Coding region: 626-2878 (750 amino acids)
Biological process (GO): protein processing
Cellular component (GO): trans-Golgi network; Golgi membrane
Molecular function (GO): serine-type endopeptidase activity
Source: RefSeq, a predicted model, not a curated record